AUGGCGUGCAUAUUCCAGUCACUUCCCCCAAAAGUAUUGGAAAGGCGGUUUGGCGCUAUAACUUCCUGGCCAUUUUCAGGCGUAUGCCUGAAUGUUGUUCCUCCGAUAUACCAACGACUUGGCCUAGCACCGACCACCCGACAGGAGUUCAAAUUACGCAGUAGUGCGGCAUUAAUCAUUCCAAGCCGCGGCGUUUCUCUCCUAUUCCAGAGGCCACUAAGCUCUAUUAAGCUCUGGCUCCUAAGGAAUGGCCAUGGCGAAAUUGUCCGAAACGGCUCAAAGCUGAGCGAACUUUUCCAGUUUGUCGCGGCCAUUACCAAUGUCCUGGAAUUUCCUCAUGGCUUUACACGUCUGGCUGAAUUUAUGUUGCCGUUUUUCGCAGGAACAGCAGGGAGCUAA
Messenger RNA from Histoplasma capsulatum G186AR, 399 nucleotides. RefSeq lists its product as uncharacterized. The transcript has 4 exons. Lineage: Eukaryota; Fungi; Ascomycota; Eurotiomycetes; Onygenales; Ajellomycetaceae. Bases 1 to 399 code for a protein of 132 amino acids. The record is from RefSeq and is a predicted model, not a curated record.